GUUCCAAGACACUUCCCGCAGUAGAGUCCUGCGAACACAGUAGAGCUGUGUUACAACAGCAUUGCUGUUUACUUCUGCCACAGCAUUGCUUUUCACCUUGCAACAGCACGCCAAAGUUUUCAGCAUGAAGAGAACGCCGCUCAUAUGUGCCUUGUUGGUGGCGUGGGUGGCGGCGCUGCUCUGCGUCGCUGAGGUCCCCUCUGCUUGUGAACCGGAUUGCAGCGGCAAGAAACCGAUGGAUUUGGUUGAGGAUCCUUUGAACUGCAAUAAUUAUUACAUUUGUUUGGGGGACGGUAUUCCCUCGGAUGUUUCUAUACCGUGUGACAGUGGUAAUUAUUUCGACCCAACAGUAUUUGAUUGUGUUACUGGCGACUCUUGUUACUCUGCCUGCAUGCCAUUACCUUGCCAUUUAACAUGUAACGGGAGCCUGGACAAGAUCUCUGACCCAAAAGACUGCAGCAUCUAUUACAUUUGCUCAGCUGGCAACAUUACUGGACCCUAUGAUUGUCCCGCUGACAGACCUUAUUUUAGCGGCGAGACUUGCGUUAAGGACGAAACUGUGUGUUGCGGCGACCUGUGUUAUGCGUACUGCCAGGGUGGCAUAGCGGAGAUUGCUGACCCCUACGACUGCCACAAGUUCUAUAUGUGCCCUGAGGCGGGACCGGCUGAAGAAAAAUAUCACUUCUCUUGUCCCUCAGGGGGCACUUUUGAUGUAGCCGUGGGUCAGUGUGUGGUCGGCGCCCCUUGUAAUAUACUGUGUAGCGGGGGAGGUAUGGACCCACCUUCUCCAGACUGCCAGGAGUCCAUGACGUGCACGGCUGUGGGACUCUUCCCCAUGUGCACGACGUGUUACCAGCAGUACUUCAACUGUCACACCGUCGGCCAGCCAGCCACCGUUGAGACCUGCACAGGAUCCUUGCUCUUCAGCACCAACCCUUCUUCACCUUACUGUAUGAGGCCCGAAGACUGCCUCUAAUCAACGAUCUGAGCCCACCUUGCACUGGCCUCAACUCCACCACUCACUGUUCAAAAUUCACUGGACACUGCUUUAAGCUCACCGCCCACUGGACUCAUUCCACCACCCACUGGACUCACUCCACCACCCACUGGACUAACGUGAUGUCGUCAACACCCAAGUGCACUUGACCAAAUCUAUUUUUCCACAGUCCAACCCACCUGAGUACGCCACUUGCACCACCACCUAUACCCACUAUCUACACUUGCACCACCACCUAUACCUACUAUCUACACUUGCACCACCACCUAUACCUACUAUCUACACUUGCACCACCACCUAUACCCACUAUCUACACUUGCACCACCACCUAUACCCACUAUCUACACUUGCACCACCACCUAUACCUACUAUCUACACUUGCACCACCACCUAUACCUACUAUCUACACUUGCACCACCACCUAUACCCACUAUCUACACUUGCACCACCAACUAUACCCACCAUCUACACCUGCACUACCACCUAUACCCACCAUCUACACCUGCACCACCACCAGUAACUGAAUUUAAUACAGUUGUUACCAAUGAUGUGCACAACUGAACCAAAACACACACACACAC
Messenger RNA from Procambarus clarkii (red swamp crayfish), 1578 nucleotides. The record is from RefSeq and is a predicted model, not a curated record. NCBI's taxonomy places the organism in Eukaryota, Metazoa, Arthropoda, Malacostraca, Decapoda, Cambaridae.